AUGCGUUUACUUCAAUCGCGACCGGACCGUAUUGAUAUUUCAUACUUAAAUUUUAUCAAUAAAUACUAUUCUCGCCAUCAUGAAUUCUGUUCGAUUAAAGUCGAUUUUGGUAAUUCCCCGAUGCCUGAUUCAAGUACACCAGAUUCAAUCUGGUUUCAAAUGGCAAUCAAUGCCAUGAAUCAGUUGCGAGUCUAUUGGUUGUCUCGCUACCUCAAUCAGUUACGUCGAUCAGAAAAACCUCCGACAACAAUGGAAUCAAAGUCAAAACCAGCUGAAAAAAUGAUUAAACAACCAUCAGAAAAUAAUAUUGUAACACCCAUUAAUCGUACGUCUGAAGCUGAUGUCAUAACAGAAGAAUCUCGGUUAGUCAAAGUCUCUCUGGAAAAUAUCUCUUAUGUUGAUUGCAAACCCGGGCAAUAUAUAUGCGUUCAACCAUCGAAGCAACAUAAUUUUCAAGACGACUUCGACGAAUCAAAUGAUGAUAACAAUAAACAACUGAUAGAUACUGAUUCUAAACUAAAAUGCGAACUUCCAUCAUAUUCAACAUCAGAUCGUUCCAUUGAAGAUUAUGCAACUGAUGCUAAUAUCGAAUUAUUUUAUCGUAUACUUGUUUCAGAUUCAUUAGCUGGCUCGCCAUUUCUGGAAUAUAUUUCUCAAGCAGCAUCCAAAACGGAUACAACAUCGCUUCACACUUGUAUUCAUUGUAUUGUUGAUGCUGAAAUUCUAUUAUCGAUUCCGUCGGGAAAACUGAAGGAAAAAAUUCUUAAACAGUUUAUUUUUCGAUAUUUCGAAGUGACAGCUAUUGAAGCAUUCCCUAAUCGAAUAUUCGAUAAUAUUGAACAAGAAAGAAAUGAUUUAAUUCAAGAAUUAAUACGAAAUAACGAUACUAAUGAAUAUUUUCUUUUUUGGAAACUUGUAUUAAAAAUUACCAAGUUUUUAAUUCCUCAUUAUCUUAAUUACAUUAAAUUCGAUCGACUGCGUUUUCUUAUUCAAGGAAAAUUUUCAAGGAAUAAUUCUAUCGUCGAUGAUCUACAUCAUCUUUUACCUUCAAUCAAUUUCGAUGUACUUUUCUCAGACCAACAAAAUGUAGAACAGAACAAUCUAAAUAGAAAACAUACAAAAGAAACGGAUAUUCUCUCAAGAACACCUCCAACGAAUUGCCAUGAACAACAUCAACAUGACCUUUUGAAAUCAUACAUUAAAAAAUAUUAUCAUACAACUGAAAAACAAAUUAAUACGGAUGAACGGUGUGAAUUUCGGCCCGGCGAACGUUUUCCUCCAUUAGCUGAUCAUGAAUUUGAGCAAGAGCUGCGUCGAUUUUGUACAAAACUUGAACAGAAAACUAUCGAAACUAUUCUUGGGAAAUCAUUUGACGCUCGAAUAACUCCUCAGCAAACAAACAUAACAACAUUCAUUGGUGAUCCAGUAUCAAAUAGUAAAAUAAAACGAACAUUAACAUCAAAUGAAACUUUCAAAUUGAAUUUAAUUGAAAUAUUUACACAAGAAAUAAUAAAUUCCGGUCUCGAAAUAUUUGAAAUCGAUCGUUUUAUUUCAAAUAUAAUGGACGAAACUCUUCAACAUAUUCAAUCGAAUUCCAUUAAAAGCGAUUCAAGUUCAUCAUCGUCAUCCUCAUCGGUAUAUGAAGAAACAUUUGUAACUGAUUCUUCUUCAAGAACAACACUUUCACAAGUAAUCACUAAAGAUAUCAACACGAACGCAUUUGUAUCUUCGAAUUCCGAAAGCGAACUUGUUAAAUUAGAAAAACCAAUCGAAAGAAAAAUUCUCUCCACGCAUGGUUCAUACUUUAUUAAUUCGCCGAAUAUAAUAAAACAUACGGAUAGUUUCAUUUCUCAAUCAAAUUUACUUCCUAUAACAUCUAUAGAUCCUAUUAUUUAUACUGAUUUAAAAUCUAUUAAUGAAUUUUCCUUUCAUCAAGAGUGUGAUUCUUUUUCACCUUCAUAUCGAGGUGUAAUUAAAGAGCUUACUAUUGAUAACAUUGGGAUUGGUCAUUUACAUAUUGAUCUAACUAAAACAAAUAUUAUAUCUAAUAAAGACAACAUUCUCAAGCUAAAUAAUAAUAAAAUAAAAUUAUAUAAAAAUAAUCAUGUUGAAUUUCUUUUAGCUAAUAUUAAAUCAUACAAUAUUUAUAUGACUGAACAAGAAUUAUAUUUAUGCCUUGAUAAUUUUAAAUUACGACAUGACUCAUCGAAAAUAAAUAUGCAAAAAUUCGAUGAAAAAAAGAAUUAUUUUUAUGAAUCGAUUAGGUUUGCACAAAAAGAUGAGAGUAGUGAAAUAAAUAAUUCCGUUCCGGACAGCAAUUUAUUUUAUUUACAAAGUAAUAAUGAAAAACACUUGCUAGAAUUUAUUCACAAUGAAAUACAUAACCAUCAAUGGCCAUUACACGAAUAUAUUGGUGAUCAAGGACAACAAGCAUGGCGAGCAUUGAAGCUCGCAGCAGAUAUCUCAAAUUUCGAUGAUGGAUUCAUGUUGAAUUAUCAUAAUGAUUUAGAUUGGAUUUCAACUGAUAAUAGUUAUGGUUCAUUUAAUCAACGAACUUCUUUAAUCGUUCGAAAUUUUGAACGUCGUAUUGCGAAACAAAAACUAUCGAAUCAUAAAAAUAACUAUUUUCAAUAA
Messenger RNA from Rotaria socialis, 2634 nucleotides. The record is from the annotation of a GenBank genome assembly. NCBI's taxonomy places the organism in Eukaryota, Metazoa, Rotifera, Eurotatoria, Philodinida, Philodinidae.